Molecule: messenger RNA, 1854 nt
Organism: Atta colombica
Lineage: Eukaryota; Metazoa; Arthropoda; Insecta; Hymenoptera; Formicidae
Product: protein scarlet
Exons: 14
Coding region: 1-1854 (617 amino acids)
Cellular component (GO): plasma membrane
Molecular function (GO): ABC-type transporter activity; ATP hydrolysis activity; ATP binding
Source: RefSeq, a predicted model, not a curated record
AUGGAUGUUAAACUUAAUGUAUCUCAACGUAGAAUGUAUCAAGAAGGAACGAUGCUUUCUUGGCAAAACUUAUCUAUUUAUGCGAUGGACCAGAACCGACGCACUAUAAGCAAACAGCUCAUCAACAACGUUCGAGGUGUGGUACGGCCUGGUGAACUUACUGCGAUCUUAGGCAGCAGCGGUGCUGGAAAAAGCUCGCUGAUGACAGCAUUGGCAUUUCGCGCAGAAUCCGGCGUUGUGGUGCAUGGCGAUGUUCGCAUCAAUGGCAUACCAGCCGACUCUUCAUAUAUGAGACGUCAUAGUGGCUUUAUGCAUCAGGAAGACAUGUUUAUCGAGACGAUGACGGUACUCGAGCACAUUUGGUUUAUGGCCAGAAUGAAAUUAGACGGGAGAAUUCAUUCCUCGGACAUUCGUCUCAGGAUCAAUCGUUUGCUGAGAGACGUCGGUCUGAUUGAUAGAUCUGAUACUCGCAUCGGUGACGGUAACAAUGGUAAGAUUCUGUCAGGUGGAGAAAAGAAAAGACUUGCCUUCGCCACUGAGCUAUUGACGGACCCCGAAAUACUGUUCUUAGACGAGCCAACAACCGGAUUGGACGCACAUUCGGCUAGUAUCCUCGUAUCGCACAUGAUCUCUUUCGCAUUGCGUAAUCGCACGGUUUUGUGCACUAUACACCAACCAAGUUCCACUAUCUUCGAUAGCUUCCAUCGUAUAAUCUUUUUAGCUGACGGUAGAGUGGCAUUUGCUGGUACCAGUACGCAAGCAAUACAAUUUUUCUCCAGUCAAGGUUACGAGUGUCCAUGCAAUUAUAAUCCGGCCGAUUUCCUGAUGGCGACUCUAGCAAUCGCACCCAGCGGUUCGGACGGUAGCGGAAAAAUUGCACAAAAGAUUUGCGACGCAUUUCUCACGAGCGAAGCAUGCAACGAGAUCGAUGUUAUAUUACAACGGGAAUUCGAUACUGCUUGUUUGCAGCGUCACACCGGAGAAAAUAGUCGCGAAACGCGAGCUUUCGUAGAACUACGUUGCUGGUUGCGGCUCUACUGGCUAAUCUAUCGUGGAUUCUUGCAAGUUCUGCGGGAUCCAUCAGUGCAAUUGAUCAGGAUACUGCAGAAAAUGAGCAUCGCAACGACUGCCGGUUUGUGUUUCGUAGGAGUCGUCCACCUUGACCAAUUAGGAAUUCAGGCUGUAGACGGUGUUAUUUAUCUCCUAGUAUGUGAAAACGCAUUCUUCCCUAUGUACACUACUUUGGCGUUAAUCCCGCAAGAAUUACCGCUUCUUCUUCGAGAGUACAAGGCGGGCAUGUAUUCCGUUCAUCUUUACUAUUUGGCACGAAUGAUAUCGCUGAUACCUGGACUGCUGAUGGAACCAAUUAUGUUCACCGUAAUAAUGUAUUGGUUGGCUGGUUUACGUCCCGCAAUGGACGCUCUUAGCCUGACCAUUUUGGUAGUUAUAUUUACGAUAAACGUGUCUACCGCUUGCGGAUGUUUUUUCUCUGCCGUUUACCAGAGCGUACCGUUGGCAAUGGCGUAUCUGGUGCCCUUCGAUUACAUUCUUAUGAUAACUAUGGGGCCUUUCAUCAAGCUUAGUUCACUACCUGUAUACAUACAAUGGAUAAGAUACUUCUCUUGGCUACUACACUCCACGGAAGCUCUCACUAUUAUCCAAUGGAAAGGCGUACAUAAUAUAUCUUGCGAAACAACCGAGCUACCCUGCCUCACUGAGGGCGCCGAGGUGUUGGAUCGCUACGACUUCAACGAGCGCAAUUUCUGGCCUAAUAUUAUCCUCAUGGCUAUCAUUUACGCCGUCUUCCAUUUGUUGGCAUACGUCUUUCUAUGGAGGCGAUGCAAAUCGAAAUAA